Suillus subalutaceus is the source of this 1443-nucleotide messenger RNA. RefSeq lists its product as uncharacterized. NCBI's taxonomy places the organism in Eukaryota, Fungi, Basidiomycota, Agaricomycetes, Boletales, Suillaceae. The coding region runs from base 179 to 1357 and encodes 392 amino acids. The transcript has 2 exons. The record is from RefSeq and is a predicted model, not a curated record.
CGAUCAUGUAUAUGAGUUCGUGUACGUGCAUCGAGUCUAGUCAAAAGUAAGAAUGCAGGUAGAUUCUGUGGGCCAAGCACUUUGUGCGACCUAAAGGAACAACAACGCAGCUAUAGCUACAGCGCGUGAUCUCACCCACAAUGCGUCCACAUUAUUGCUGUGGACGACGCUGUAAUUUAUGAGGGUAUUAAAGGCAGGGCUCCUUCAAACCAGCUUCUCAUCUUACUCACUUGUCAUGGACCCUAUUGCCAACUUUCCAUUUACCAACCUUCCAGCUGAACUUGCCCUCCUCAUCCUCAAAUAUGCCGCGCAACCCACCUUUGACCAAACUGACAAAUAUGAGACUAAAAGUCCGUACUCCUCGACACUCGCACUCUGUCACGUCUCCAAAGCUGUCAGGCGCGUUGCGCUUCCCGAACUCCUACACACCGUAUCAUUGCCGAAAUCUGAAAACCUGAGAAUGUUCGUCGAUGCUCUGCGUAUGCAGCAAGAGUACGCGGAGAUCCAAAAACAAAACGAAUCCCGUUUGGAGUGCGGGGAGGAACAAACACAAAACGAUCUCUAUUUCGACUACGCACCUCACAUACACAAGAUAUGGAUUGGGUGCUCUGGUGCGAAUAUCGUACCAGAUCACCUGCUCCACCCGCACUAUGCACCGGCACGUAAGCUUGCCAUCAGCGUCCUGACACCGGUGCUACUCGCUACGCCGUCCCUUGCCCUUGCUUGGACAAGUCUGGGGCUUUUUUCAGAAUGCCUGGAACAUGCAUGGAAGUAUCAUGCAGACACGAAUGCCAACGACGAACAGUCCCCACGUCCAUGGAACACCAAAACCCUGACGUUGUCGGGUGAGACGACCGCCGGCGGCCAAUGGGAGCUCCUCAAGGACACUCCCCAAGGAUCCGCUUUCCUUGCCUCAAUCUCCCACCUCACCUACGGGUCCCACACAACCACAUUCGACGAAUUUCUUUUUAUAUCCAUGUCUCAUGGCUUACCUCGGAGCUAUAACCUACCUUCAUGGAUGAAGAGCAUUCCAUGGCCUCAUCUCAAGAACCUUCAAACUUUCUCAAUGGCCUACCCGUAUAUCAGACCUCCGUUCGAUAUAUAUGAUUUCGAGCACUUCAUAAAGAGAAAGGGAAGAAGCUUUCACGUAGAGGUGUUGACAUUGUCUGCAGCCAUGCUGACGCGCCGCCGCGAUGAUCGCCGUGAUUGGAGGAUAAGUGCGUUUGGUGAUACUGCUCCUGGAAAGGAGUAUAUUCGAUCGGAUAGAGUUGGUUUGAAAGUGUCCGAUUCUUCCAUACAAUUUUGGUUUGAUGAUGAUGAUUGGGAGAAGAUUUGGGCGUGCGGGUUGUGCGCCUGAUGAGGGGUGUUAUGAAGCCGAGAAGGGAUAUUAUGAUAUGACUGGUGUUAUAUGUAUGUACAUGACCGCGAUACCCAAUGGACAUG